This is a messenger RNA of Urocitellus parryii (Arctic ground squirrel), 321 nucleotides long. NCBI's taxonomy places the organism in Eukaryota, Metazoa, Chordata, Mammalia, Rodentia, Sciuridae. The record is from RefSeq and is a predicted model, not a curated record.
AUGACCCAGAUGAACACCUACAUCAAGCUCGGUGUCAGAGGGACCAAUGUGGCCCUAUCUGUGUCACUUGGAUCCCUGGUCCUGGAGCAGGAGGAGAAGCAGUCUUUUGUCAACUCAGGAAGGAUGUCUUCUCAGCAGCAGCAACAGUGCAAAGUCCCCUGCCAGCCUCCUCCCCAGGUCCCUGAGCCCUGUCCUCCCCAGGUCCCACAACCUUGCCCUCCCCAGGUGCCUGAGCCCUGCCUGCCACCCCUGAGCCAGCAGAAGUGCCCUCCUGUGCGGCAUGCUCCCUGCCAGCAGAAAUGCCCACCAGAGCAGAAGUGA